AUGGGGAAGAUUGCAUUCUUUGAGGAUAAGAACUUCGAAGGCCGACACCAUGAGUGCAGCAACGACUGUCCCGACCUGCGCUCCUACUUCGGCCGUUGCAACUCCAUCAAGGUGGAGAGUGGCUGCUGGGUGCUGUACGAGCGUCCCAACUACACUGGACACCAGUACAUCCUGAGCUCCGGGGAAUACCCCGAUCCCCAACAGUGGAUGGGAUUCAAUGAUAGCAUCAAGUCAUGUCGCUCUAUCAAAAAUGUUUAUGGAAAGUCCUGGAAGAUCCGGUUCUACGAGAAGAAGGAUUUCGAAGGCCAGGCGGCAGAGUGCACCGAGGAUUGCGCAUCCGUUUACGAGGCCUUCAAGUUCCAGGAAGUCCACUCCUCUGUGGUCAUGGACGGCGCGUGGGUCCUCUACGAGCAGCCCAACUACCACGGACACCAGUACUUCCUGGAACGUGGCGAGUACCACAACUUCACAGACUGGGGCGCCACCUCCCCUGCUGUGGGAUCCUUCCGCAUGAUCACAGAGUUCUAG
Messenger RNA from Anoplopoma fimbria (sablefish), 528 nucleotides. Its product is annotated as gamma-crystallin M2-like. The record is from RefSeq and is a predicted model, not a curated record. Gene Ontology annotation, molecular function: structural constituent of eye lens. Bases 1 to 528 code for a protein of 175 amino acids. Gene Ontology annotation, biological process: lens development in camera-type eye; visual perception. The transcript has 3 exons. Lineage: Eukaryota; Metazoa; Chordata; Actinopteri; Perciformes; Anoplopomatidae.